AUGAGCGGUUACGGCAGCCUGCCGGGCGGCGGCGCCGACUCGGACGCGCUGUCGCGGCGGCUGCGCGACGCGGAGCGUGCGCGCGCCGACGCGGAGCGCGCGCACGCCGACGCGCUCUCCCAGCUGCGGUCGGCGCAGCGAUCGCCGCUAGACGCUCACAAUGUGGAGCAGCUGCAGUCUAGGGUGCGAGAGCUCGAGAAAAAGGCCGCAUUAGAGACGGUGCGAUGCGAGGAGUUGCAACUGGAACUGUCAUCGGCAUUGCGUGCACGAGGCGCGUCCACUUCGGCGACCUGGUCCUCGCAAGCGGGGCAGCCCGCCUCCGAAAUCGAGCGUAUCAUGGCUAAAAUCGAACAGGACAAUAGGAUUCUUGCCGAGCUAGAGCACACGAGGUCCACAACACAUGGAAUGCAAUCAAGUGGAUCGAACCAGGCUUUAGGAGAGUUUCAUUCGCCGACACCAUCGCCGCUGCCCCAUUCGUACACCAGUGCGACGGGCCACAUGGCCAUUUGCCAGAGCAACACGAUGCCAACGCUGUCGUCGUUGCACGCCGCCGGGCAGUUCACAGCACCGAGCUCUAACUCUGUCGCCUAUUCCAUGAGCGCACACAAUCCCACUUCCUACUCCAACCCUAUACCUUCUUACUCGUCUAAUACGUACGGCUUGUCCAAUACUCAUCAGGUCACAUUUACGAAUCCCGUCACCGCGCCACUUGUGAACAGCAUCAGCCAAAUUUCCAGCACUCUGGCCGGUCUGCAGAGUAACCUUCAGAAUAUCACUGGCAAUGUUUCGGCGAUGAGUUUAGGAUCGACCCUUACUGGACCAACGUUGACGGGAACAAUGGCCGGCUCUGGGUUACCGAGCUGCUUGAAUACUGUGCAGACGACGUUACCAGGAGCCAUAACUCACACGCUGGGCUUACAGUCGUCCCUUACUGGAGGAUUAGGAAAUGUUACAAAUUUGGGUACGGGCACCCAACUUGGCGGAUUAAAUACAAAUCUAACUGGCACCGGCGCUUAUGGUACGGGCACUGGCACCUACACGAACCCUCUACUUAGUGGAGGCUUAUCUGGAAACACAAUGAAUAUCAAGCUGAAACCCUUGGACGAGAUUGAUCUUGGCUUAGGUAGAUACGGGACUAAUAACUCGAAUAUAGUUAGAGUAGCGACUCCUGUUACACCGCAUCAAACUUCUUGGAAUCUUGGACUUGAUAGCCAGUUUGGAACUGAUAGGCUCGGUGGCAUAGACUCUGGGUUUAGCCACGACCGAAACCAAAGAGGAUUAUCAAGAAUGAUGCCCAAUUCCGGUCUGGACAUGGACGCAGUACGCAAUACCCAUUUUAUGAAUGGAGGAGGGACAUCGGAGUUACAAGUUGACAUGUUAGAUAUUCCAGGGAAAGGCCGUUGCUGCGUAUACGUUGCUCGAUUCGCAUAUGAUCCACCUGAUAUUGAAAGCGCAGAAGGUGAAUUGUCGCUUAACCCUGGCGAUUACUUAAUCGUAUGGGGUCCACCGGAUCCAAAUGCUUCCGUGCUUGAAGCUGAAAUGCUUGAUGGACGACGUGGGUUUGUGCCGGCCAACUUUGUCCUAAGAUUAGUCGGAGAUGAUCUAUUAGAGUUUCAUCAGGCCGUGGUGGCGACAUUGCGGGAUGCGGACGAGACUGCAACUACAGCGAUAAGUGAUCUGUCUCUUAGUCGGGAUGUUGCACGCCUCAGCGAAAUGGCAGACAUAAGUGAGGGUCCAGAAGACGAUGACAAUGUUCCUGCUCCACGGCAGCUCACGCUCGAGAGGCAGCUCAACAAGUCAGUGCUGAUUGGUUGGACGGCGCCCGAGGGAGUUCAGCAGGCCAACAUCGAAAGCUAUCACGUCUACGUCGACGGUGUCCUGAAGACUACAGUUAAAGCCUCAGAGCGAACUCGGGCAUUAGUCGAGGGCGUAGAUGCAAAUCGACCCCAUCGAAUAAGCGUGCGCUCGGUGACUGCGACGCGUCGCACGUCCCGCGACGCGGCUUGCACUAUGGUGAUCGGUAGAGAUACCGGCAACAUGGGUCCUACUUGCGUCAGAGCCAGUGGUGUUACCUGCUCCCAAGCUGUGAUAUCAUGGUUGCCAGCAAAUUCCAACCAUCAACACGUUGUCUGUGUUAAUAACGUUGAAGUGCGAACAGUAAAGCCUGGCGUGUAUCGCCAUAUUAUCACAGGUCUCUCACCAAGCACACAGUAUCGGGUCACGGUUAGAGCCAAGCAUUUGAGGGCUGGCCCACCGGGUAUACCGAUAGAAGAAGCUCCAGGAGCAUAUACAGACUUUCGAACUCUGCCGAAAGGCCUGCCGGAUCCUCCAAAUGAGAUCAUGGUGGAAGCGGGGCCCCAGGACGGCACACUACUUGUGACAUGGCAGCCCGUACUUCGCCCUCCGGCUUCCGGCCCCGUCACCGGAUACGCGGUAUACGCCGAUGGGAAGAAGGUCACCGACGUUGACUCGCCGACCGGUGACCAUGCUCUCAUCGACAUUGGCAAACUCAUUGGCCUCAAUCCAAAGUGUGUCACUGUGCGUACAAAAUCUCGUGACAGCCAGUCCAGUGAUAGUGCACCCACACCAAUUCCUCCGGCGGUGCUGCGAGGAGUUGCGUCGAGAGUACCACGAGGAGCUCCGAUGCUCAAUCAACCCACGCCCAGUUAUCGUGGUCAGCAAAGACCUCAACCGUAUCAGCAACAGCAGCAAGUCAUUGAGCACGACGAAAAUCUCUCUGACAAGGAAAUAUUUCCAAGUACCAAUCGUCAUGACCAACACGCAGCUCAGCAAACGGGUGGAUUCGGCACAGGUCUCCUAAAGAGUAUAUUCGACAAAAUAACCCCUUCGCAAUCGGGGAUACCGGCCAUCGAAAUCACUAAAGAGGGUGCCACGGAGCAGUGUUGCGAGGAGGAGGAGGCGACGCGACGCCGCCCGCAGCAACCGGCCCAACCGACCCAAACGUCGCAGCAGCCUUCCGGUCCGCAGUACCCGAGUACACCAGCCUACCAUGGCACGCAGCAACCCCCUUAUCAACCGGCCGGCCAAUUCCCAAGUAGCCAGCCGAACCAAUAUCCCGGCCAACAGCAGCAGUACCAGAACCCACCCCCGAGAAAUCACCACGAACGGGGCCGCCCUCCUAACCCCCAUCAGGUGGGUCAGCAGGGCGGUUCACAAUAUGGGCCUCGUGGUGGGCCCCCGCCUGGCCCCCGGGGGCCAAUUGCGGGCCCCCGUCAAGGUGCGCAAGGCCACCCACAAUCCAAGAGGAGUCGCUACUUCAUUGCUUUGUUUGAUUACGAUCCAGCAACUAUGAGCCCUAACCCCGAGAGCUGUGACGAGGAACUACCGUUCAGUGAAGGAGACACAAUUAAGGUUUGGGGCGAUAAAGACGCGGACGGUUUCUACUGGGGCGAGUGCAGGGGUCGUCGGGGCUACGUGCCGCACAACAUGGUCGUCGAGGUGUCGGAGCAAGAGGCCACGGGGCAGGUGGCCAAGCCUCGGGACCGCUGGACCGACGCGUACGCCAACCAGCCAGUGCGGCGGAUGGUCGCCCUGUACGACUACGAUCCGCAGGAGCUCAGUCCGAAUGUCGACGCGGAUGCGGAGCUUAGCUUCCAAACGGGUCAGAUAAUCCACGUGUACGGCGAGAUGGACGACGACGGGUUCUAUAUGGCGGAGAUCGACGGUGUUCGGGGGCUGGUCCCGAGCAACUUCCUCACCGAAGCCAAUGAUCAGUACGGUCCUCCGGGGCACUCCAGCCAAGGAGCCCCUGGGGCACCUGGUAUGGCAAGCGGUAGGGGAAUGGGACCAGCUCCGGCGCCUUCCGUGCCGGGCGCUGGGAGAGGGAGGGGCGCGGCCCCUGGGCCUGGUGCCCGGGGACCCCCGCCACCGCCACGCGACAAUGUCGCCCCAUCAAACCGCACCCAACACCGCAAGACAGAUGCCUGCCCUCUUCCCCCUUCUCAGUUAGACCACAACACAUGCGCCAGUAAUCCAGAACAGGCGAAUUCUCAGAACAGACCUUAUGAAACCUCGAAACACGGUCCUAUACACUCAGCCGCCGUGAGCCAAUUCGGGCGGAAUAGUUGCCGUGGCCGUUCGAGAGAUCGACCAUUUCUGCGGCCUGACGUACUGGCCACGGCUGAGCGGGAACUCACGGUGCGCGCGCUGCAGGAAGGCUUGCAACAGGCGAGGGGGAGAGGCGCGGGGAGCGCGCCGGCGGCGAGCACGAUCGCGCGCACGAGCGCUGGUAACACCGCCAGCCCGACGGUGCAGUCGCCGGGGACCCCCGCCGCCCCCGCCCCCGCGCCGCAGCCGUCGCCCGCCCGCCGUCCCGGCCCCGCCGUCGUGCCCGCCCCCCAGACCCCCGCGCAGCCGCCCACCUCGCAGGCGAACCUCAUGCAGAAGUUCACGGAGAUGACCGCGCCCGGCGGCGACAUCCUCAGCAAGGGCAAGGAGCUGAUCUUCAUGAAGUUCGGCCUCGGCGGUAAA
Messenger RNA from Iphiclides podalirius (scarce swallowtail), 4491 nucleotides. The record is from the annotation of a GenBank genome assembly. NCBI's taxonomy places the organism in Eukaryota, Metazoa, Arthropoda, Insecta, Lepidoptera, Papilionidae.